This is a messenger RNA of Aphanomyces invadans, 1983 nucleotides long. RefSeq lists its product as hypothetical. The record is from RefSeq and is a predicted model, not a curated record. NCBI's taxonomy places the organism in Eukaryota, Oomycota, Saprolegniomycetes, Saprolegniales, Verrucalvaceae. The transcript has a single exon. Gene Ontology annotation, molecular function: phosphatidylinositol binding. The coding region runs from base 1 to 1947 and encodes 648 amino acids.
AUGGCGCCGCCCCCAUCGUCGUCCUCCGCGUCUUUGUCGCCAUUGACCGAGGCCAGAUCCCCUUCGGUCAAACCGCCGUUGUCGAGGGCAGGCGCGGUGCGGUGGCUACACCCCAACAGCCACCAACGCGUCACGAUCCGCGUGAACGACAUACGCACGAUCCACAAGUGCACGGUUCACGUGCACGCCUACCGCUUCGACGACUCGAUCAUGGUCCAUCCUGAGUAUGCCAUCUCGACGGAAUUGGUGUUUACUUGUCGGCAAUUCCCUCACAUGGCGUUCUUGUCGACAUGGACAACAUGGAGGACGUUCGACGAGUUCCGAGUCCUCGACUACCAACUCCGCCAAAUCCCCGUCCACAAGACGGCAACUGCCGAUGCCAACGAAAAUGCUGACGACGAGGCGAUGCCGCCCCCGCCGCCGCUGUUCUCGUGGUGGCGAAAGACCACCUCGACAAAUCCUGGCGUGAAAGAAAUCGUCGAACAACAUCCUAUGCUUGCCAUCGCACCUCUGCGUCUGCAUCGACGAAAGCGAUGGCUUUUUCAACACAAAACCAAAGCAUUCAUGGCCCAGCGCCUUGGCGAAUUGGAAGCGUAUUUGCAAGCGGUAUGCGGUUCAUCCCUGCGCCUGCUCCACUUUUUGGACAUUCACGCGCCGCCGUACAUACGAUACUUUUGCAACUUUGAUGCUGGGUUUGGCGGUAAGCUCCAAGUGACGGUGUGGAAUCCGUCGUUAGGGGUCGUCGAGAAAGACAAACUCGACUUGCUCCAGAGCUAUCUCCUGGACGAUGCCGCUCGAGGCAUAGCCUUGUGCUCCGCGUACGGAUGCAAAUGUCACUUUCAGUCGAUCGGAGACAGUCAUCGCGGAAUGCAGACGUACUUGGCAGCAAAGCAUCUCCAAGUAGUGCCAUGGAACUUGACCGACCUCCCAGACGCCCUCGACAUUCGCACCGCGUACAUGUGCCUCGUCCAAGAGCUGUACACGGCAGAAGACAUGCAACUCGAACUAACUUCCCUCGAGCAUCUUGGUACCCACGACACUCGACGAAAACGGAUGGCGCCGACGAGUCCAGCGACGGCCGCUGCAGACAAACUGCGCAGAUACAUGGCGAAUUACGGGAUUUUGCACGCAGAAGCCAUCGCGUCCUGCGUCGGAAUGAACGUCAUUGACGUGAAGAAGGCAUUUCACGUUGCCAAGAAGCCGAGUGAGGUUCGUGUCGGAGCGCUGGCGCUUCAAACGCUUGCCACGAUGCUGAAUGUGACAAUCACCCUCGUCACGAACGACCAUCGACACACUGUUCGAACAGUAGCGCCGUGGAAGUCUCUACCGUCGCUGGUGGAUGGCCCCCCACGACACCUCAUGUGGAACUACCUUCUUCCGACGACCCAGUACAUCCACGGCCACUACCGCAUCUUGCAAUCCCAAGCGUCGUUGCCUUCCCAAGUCCCAAGCAAGAUGUCGCAUCAAGAUUGGAUCGUAGUCGACGAAUUGUUUGUCCGGUCCAUGGUUCGCGUGAUCGACGCCAAUGUGAUUACUGUGGUGGAUUCGGACGACGUCGCCGCCGACGUCCUCCAACAAGCGAUUUUGGAUGCUGUCUGGCUGGCUUGCGAGCACAACCCCAAACGAUUUCAAAGCUUUCUGUGGACCUCGAAACAGUACGGCACGUCCCGCAUGCCAGGUGCCACGUUCUUUGCGUUUUUGGUAAAGUUGUUUCGACCCGUCGGCGCAGCUUACAUCACUGACUUCCUCGUGCACGUCUUGCCUCUCCCCAAGAAGCGUCAUGCCCUCAUUCGCGCCCGUUGGGCGCGAUUCCACACGGAGCUCAUGGUAAAGCGUGCUUCAUUGCGCCACCUCGCAGCGCGUUAUUCCUUGUCAUCUUCUUUCGACUCGUCGUGCGUCGGCUCGUCCAAUGCCUCCACCGCCUCCUCAACUCCAACAAUUGUAUAGUGACGUGUGCAUCAAAGAUAUUUAUUAUCACAUGAG